Chondrus crispus (carragheen) is the source of this 660-nucleotide messenger RNA. RefSeq lists its product as hypothetical. Gene Ontology annotation, biological process: protein targeting to ER. The transcript has a single exon. Gene Ontology annotation, cellular component: endoplasmic reticulum. The coding region runs from base 1 to 660 and encodes 219 amino acids. The record is from RefSeq and is a predicted model, not a curated record. Lineage: Eukaryota; Rhodophyta; Florideophyceae; Gigartinales; Gigartinaceae.
AUGUCCAUUCUUCGUCGCCCGGACGAGACUCCCAUUCCGAUGCCAUCCAUCCACAAACCGGAUGGUUCCGUCGAAAGCCAAGAAUCGAUCACUGUCCACGAACAUGACAAGAAGAUUGCGAGCUACUUCGCAUCGGAAUUCCCAGCCCUCGGAAUCGCUGCCGCUUGGCUUCAUCUCUGGUCUGGGAUUCGCCCGGUCUUCGCUGUGUACGCUGCCUACGUGGCUUAUCGCUUGAAUACCCACCCAUUGUUUAGGAUACAUUUAUUGAAAGAGCCGUACUGCAACGACUUCGAGAGACCCUUCGGCGGAGUCCCUCUCUUCCGCGAGGACGAGGACGAGCAGGUUAAGGUCGUUAAUGGGAGCACCGCAUUCGAUGCUGCGCUUGAGGGAGCCUCUGAAGGCCAGCUUGUCGUCGCUGAUUUCUCGGCAAAGUGGUGUGGACCAUGUCGCGCCAUUGCCCCAUUGUAUAAAGCGAUGGCUGCAGAGAUGACAGAUGUCAUGUUUCUCACCGUCGAUGUAGACGUCUCACAAGACGUUGCCGCGAAGAUGUCUAUAUCAAGCAUCCCCACAUUCAUCCUCUUCAAGGACGGCGAACGAAGAGAGCUUUUGCGCGGUGCUUCCGCAGCCAAGCUCCGCGCAGCUAUUCAUCAACAUAAGUGA